Ctenopharyngodon idella (grass carp) is the source of this 5418-nucleotide messenger RNA. RefSeq names its product SWI/SNF related, matrix associated, actin dependent regulator of chromatin, subfamily d, member 3b (gene smarcd3b). The record is from RefSeq and is a predicted model, not a curated record. Gene Ontology annotation, biological process: regulation of transcription by RNA polymerase II. Gene Ontology annotation, cellular component: SWI/SNF complex; nucleus. The transcript has 14 exons. The coding region runs from base 753 to 2267 and encodes 504 amino acids. Lineage: Eukaryota; Metazoa; Chordata; Actinopteri; Cypriniformes; Xenocyprididae.
AUGUCUCUCACAAAAAUGGGAGAUUGGGUAAUCAUUGCAAGUAUUCAUAUUUAGUUGAGACGGACCAUUAUCAAGGUUAAAAAAAAUCAGUCUUCAAUGCUGUCUGAGCCAGUUUUAUUUCCACUUCAGUCUAAAAACGGGCAGCUUUUCCUCACUGCUGCUGCUUUAAGGAUCCUCCCUCCAUUUUUUUUGAGAAUGAGCAGUGUAUUCCAAGCCUUGCUGGGUUUGACUGCAGCAAAGGACAGGAGAGCGAGCGAGAGCAGUCGUGAAGGCAGGGGAGGAGGGGUUUGGUUAGCGGCGAGACUAACUACACCGCAGCAGGGCUGUGAGCGACCAGUCAGUGAGCAUUCCCUUAUCUACCAAUGGAAUGCAACAGCUGCAGCAGCCUGUGAGCGUGUGUGCUUUUCAGUCAGCGUGUUUGUAAAAGGGGGAGGGAGGGACGGUCAUGGUGGGCCAGCAGGAACCCCCCUGAAAGACCCCCAACUCUCAACCCCCCACGUUCUGUAGCAGCUGGGCUCCUGAAAGGCAGCUCAACCAAACGUAAGCGUGAGAGACACAGAGAAAGCAAGAGGCUCGACAGGGCAGCACACUCCGAGACACAGAGAGAGAGAGAGAGCAGAAAGUAAGGGAAGUGGAGCAGGGAGCCUCGGAGGGGGGUUGAGGAGGUGAGCGAAGGGUGAAAAGGAAGAGAGGCGAGGGAGAGGGAAAGACAAAAGAGAAGGAGAACCAGAGUGGAGGGAGACCAGAGGGAAAUGGCUUCGGAGGAGACCGCUGGAGGAGCUCGCAAAGCCACCAAGAGCAAACUAUUUGAGUUCCUCGUCCAUGGAGUGCGGCCUGGCAUGCCAUCAGGAGCACGAAUGCCUCAUCAGGGGGCCCCAAUGGGGCCUCCAGGGCCACCGUAUGGAGGGAACACCGCUGUCCGGCCUGGACUUACCAAUCAGAACAUGGAGGCCAGUCGUAAACGUCCCGCUCCUUCACAGCAGCAGCAGCAGGCCGUACAGAAUCGAAACAGGAAGAAGCCUGUGGGAUUUCCUGGACCAAAUGAGAUGCCAGGGAGGCAGAUGGACAUGAGAGAGGCCCAAUCAGAUCCCACACUCGGAUCAAAUGCCAAGAGGAGGAAGAUGGCUGAUAAGAUCCUUCCACAAAGGAUUCGUGAGCUUGUUCCGGAGUCACAGGCAUAUAUGGAUCUGUUGGCAUUCGAGCGCAAAUUAGACCAGACCAUAAUGCGCAAACGGGUGGACAUCCAAGAGGCACUUAAGAGACCCAUGAAGCAAAAGCGAAAACUGCGUCUCUACAUCUCCAACACGUUUAACCCUGCCAAGCCUGAUGCAGAAGACUCCGAAGGCAGCAUUGCAUCCUGGGAGCUGCGUGUGGAGGGCAAACUGCUGGAUGAUCCAGGCAAGAUGAAGAGGAAGUUCUCCUCUUUCUUCAAGAGUCUGGUGAUUGAGCUUGACAAAGACCUUUACGGCCCUGAUAACCAUUUGGUUGAGUGGCAUCGUACCCCAACCACUCAGGAGACAGACGGUUUCCAGGUGAAGAGGCCUGGAGAUGUUAACGUGCGCUGCACCCUGCUGUUAAUGCUGGAUUACCAGCCACCUCAGUUUAAGCUGGAUCCACGUCUGGCUCGUCUGCUCGGCAUACACACACAGACUCGCUCCAGUAUCAUUCAGGCCCUCUGGCAGUAUGUCAAAACCAACAAACUGCAGGACUCGCAUGACAAGGAGUACAUCAACUGUGACAAGUACUUCCAACAGAUCUUUGACUGUCCACGCCUGAAGUUCUCUGAAAUUCCACAGCGCCUCACCAACCUUCUACUGCCUCCUGACCCUAUUGUCAUCAACCACAUCAUUAGUGUUGACCCUAAUGAUCAGAAAAAGACGGCCUGCUAUGACAUUGAUGUAGAGGUGGAAGAUCCCCUUAAAGCACAAAUGAGCAGCUUCCUGCUCUCCACAGCUAAUCAGCAAGAGAUCGCCUCUUUGGACAGCAAGAUCCAUGAGACUAUUGAGUCCAUCAAUCAGCUGAAGAUUCAGAGAGAUUUCAUGCUCAGCUUCUCCAGAGAUCCCAAAGGCUACAUUCAGGAUUGGCUCAAAUCCCAGAGCAGAGAUCUGAAGCUGAUGACAGAUGUUGUUGGGAACCCAGAGGAAGAGAGGAGAGCUGAGUUUUAUCAUCAGCCUUGGUCUCAGGAGGCUGUCAGCCGUUACUUCUACUGCAAGAUUCAGCAGAGGAGGCAGGAGCUGGAGCAGGCCUUGGCCAUGAGGAACACCUAGAACCCACACCGACCACAUUCAGACAACACGGCUAGUUUGUGACAACACUGCCUCCAUGUGGAGGUCUCUGCAUUAUUGUCUGCAGUGUAUGAGGGUUUGUGUGCGUGUCCAGUCAUCGUUGUUGUAACUGUGACCUACAAUCAACUGUACUGGACCAAUCACACCCGGUUACUCCAACAGCCACUGCAGCUCCAUUAUACAGUAUGUGCAUUUCAGCCAAUCACGGUGCUGUGUCUUCCAUUCCGGGAGGAAAUCAUCUCACAAUGCACUCUUUGGAUUUCUGGUUUUUAAUACCACUCACAUCCACCAGCAUUUUGAACUUGAUGACUUCAGAGCUGGCUCAGUCCCAUAGACUGUGGAUCCAACAUUGAUUCAGUUGUUGUGAUUCAGCCUUCCUUCCUCUCAAUCAUCAAUUUCUGGUAUUCACACACAAUUUCCAUGUGAUAAACGUGUGGUUUGGGUGAAGUAUUGAUGACUUCUCUAACGUAGUCCACUUGUUGUAUCAAAUUUUUUCUUGAGUAUUGAUCAAAAAGAUCAUUUUGUAUGUCUAUCAGUGUUGGGAAUCAGUGGAGCCACAAUAAUUAUCUCCGUUAUUUACACUUUGAUUCAGAAGUGUAUUUAUGAAGUACUUUGAGGCAGGCAGCUUUAAAAGAAGCAUCAUUCAGUAUAAACUGAACUGGUGGCUUACAGGGUAUGUCACACUCUGCUGUCUGUCCCUGCCACAUUAAUGACAUUUAGCUGCGCUUUUUAAGUAAAUAGUGUAUAUAAACAUUGAAAGAUUGAAUGAGGUUGUUUUAAUCAAGUAUUUAAAAGCUAUUCUGCCUUAUAAAGGCAAAACACAGUAACUGAACCCACACUUGAGUGAGAAUGAGAAGAUGGCUUUAAAGUUUUUGAUUGAUUUGGUAUCAGUUUUCACACUACUUUCUCUGAAUUAUGUGUAGUUACUGCGUUUUGCCUUUGUAGGUCAGUACUGACAUAGUGACAUAGUCAUUAGUUCACUUUGAAGGAAUUUGAUAGGUCACGAUUUUUGAGAAACUGUCACAUAUAUGGAGAAAAUAGGUCAUCCCAGCAUAAUGACGAAAGUUAUUUAGAAAUAUAAUCUGCUUGUUAAGCUGUGACGUAUUGAAUACUGCUUCUGGGUCAAAUCCUGUUUUGUUUUGUUUUUUCAAGUGUGAAUACUCAGCCAUUUUUGAGCACUAUUUAUUCAUGUCACACAUUUAAGUUAAGCUACGGUGUACAGUUUCUGGGUUCAAAACACCAGUAUUUUAAUGAUACAGAAAAGAUGAAUUACUCUCUGGCCAACUGAGAUUUCAGUGUGGAGAUAGGUUAGCAUCAUGAUUUUUCUGUAGUACUACAGCAUACAAUGAGCGUAUAUUAGCACCGUUUGUUGUUUAGUUUCAGUAUCUGAAGGAGUGUUUGAAACCAGAAGCAGUAACGUCAAACUUAACCGGAUUAGACAGUCAGAUUUUAUUAUGCUUCACCAAAACCUUUUCUGUGCACGACAUUACCAUCUUCUUUUGAGAAUUUCUUUUGAAUCCUGAUUUAUUUUUUAUCUGUUUCAAUAGUGCAGUUUAAAUCACAUCCUGUGGGCAUUUGUUGUUUUUUUUUUAUUAGUGAUGCUUGAUGUUUUACCAAAGGUCUAAAUUACUUUUAAGAAGGCAGUGUACAGACUUUGACUAGAUUAAGUUUUUUAAAAGAUGAAGGACACGUUUUUAACAAAUACACAUUUUUCCCAUCUCCUUAGCUGUGAAAACACUUUUUAAAACUGCUUUAUGACUCAUAGAGUCUUUGCACUAAAUCAUGGAUCAUGACUGAGCUCUCCAAAAGCUUUCCAUGUUAAUUAUAUGUCACCUAUACAAAAAAAGUAGCGAAAUGAAGGAUGAACCAGGGGAAUAAAUGUUGAAAUGUGGUUACACUGUGCUGCCAUCUGGCAUUAUAGACUGGUUUCAUCAUUGCAGUAUAGUCCUGAGUUCUCACUGGCUCUGGGUUUUGAUCAUGAACCCUCUGCUGCUGCUUUACUGUCAGCUGAAGGAUGACUUGUCCAGGUAAAUUAUUGUGUGUUCUUGCGGUUUGCCUGUGAUCCUCACACAUCUUCUCGUGAGGAGGGAGGAGUGCUGGUGACCUGUGUGUUGUCACUCAGAGUAUUUUUCAGACCUAUGCAUGUUGCAUGGACACAUUUUUAUACUUUCAUACAAGGACAUGAGAAACCUUCUGACUGCUUGGGAGUUGAUCAGAAGAGCACUGAGUUUCUUUAGUUAGUGACCCUCUUUGUCUGGGUAAUGACAGUCUCUACAUACAGUACCAACCUAACAUGUACAGCAGAGGCCAUUUUAGGUCAUGUAUUAUUUUCUUUCGUUUUGUUUUGUCUUUUAAAAAGACUUUGCAAUUUAAUAUGUGGAUAAGAAAAGCACACCAAUGAUUUUUACAGAGCCUUUUGGGAAACAACAGCACCUCCCAUCGAAUCUUUUGGGUACUACAUGUAUAUAGUCAGCCAUUUUGAACAUUAUGAACUUGAAGUAUAACAGUUGUAAGUGAAUAUAACAUCUGCCUGUGGUGCUGUGUUAGCAACUGAACAAAGUUUUCUGUUCUCAUGUGUAAAGUAAGCUCUUCUGUUGCUCUUCAAGCCACCAACUGUGCUUUCUUUACCUGACCAUCGUGUGGUCGAGUGUUCAAUGUUACCAUCUCUUCUGCUUUAGCGUCUUUUGAGGUGCAGUAAAUGCAUCAUGCUGCCCUCCAGUGCUUCUGUAAGGGGAAAAUAUCCAAACAGUUUGGGUACUAAAAAUGAACGCUGAUUGGUAUGCUUUGAUUAAAUGCCACACAUGAUGUAUUUAAGUAUUCAUUACUAGAGUUUCACUGGGCUUUGAAAUCUUUAUCAUAACUAGGUUUGUUUAUAGUGUCUUUCUUACUCCCUGGUUUGUUCAUAGAAGUACUGCCAGCAGACAUCUGAACAAGUAGGUUUUAAUGGCCCACUUUGUGUGUGUGUUUUUGUUUUUUUGUUUUUUUUUCUCCACAGUCUGUACAUGUUUGCUUUCUCAACUUGUUCCACUGUUCAGCGAGUGAGAUCAAAACUACAGACGUACCUGUGUAAGAUAAUGAGGAUGUAAAUAAACAAGCGCUUGCCAAAGUUUGUGAAUGGAACACCAUAAUGAAA